Molecule: messenger RNA, 1254 nt
Organism: Budorcas taxicolor (takin)
Lineage: Eukaryota; Metazoa; Chordata; Mammalia; Artiodactyla; Bovidae
Gene: SYT2
Product: synaptotagmin 2
Exons: 8
Coding region: 1-1254 (417 amino acids)
Biological process (GO): regulation of calcium ion-dependent exocytosis; cellular response to calcium ion; calcium ion-regulated exocytosis of neurotransmitter
Cellular component (GO): dense core granule; axon; synaptic vesicle membrane
Molecular function (GO): calcium ion binding; calcium-dependent phospholipid binding; syntaxin binding
Source: RefSeq, a predicted model, not a curated record
AUGAGGAGCAUCUUCAAGAGGAACCAGGAGCCCAUGGUGGCCCCCGCCACCACCGCCAUGCCCGCCGGCCCGGUGGACAACUCCACAGAGAGCGGGGGUGCAGGCGAGGGCAAGGAGGACGUGUUUGCCAUGCUCAAGGAGAGGUUCUUCAACGAGAUAGUCAAGCUGCCUCUGCCCCCCUGGGCGCUGAUCGCCAUUGCCGUGGUCACGGGCCUUCUGCUGCUCACCUGCUGCUUCUGCGUCUGCAAGAAGUGCUGCUGCAAGAAGAGGAAGAACAAGAAGGAGAAGAGCAAGGGCGCCAAGAGCGCCAUGAGCAUGAAGGACAUGCGGGGCGGCCAGGAUGACGACGACGCGGAGACGGGUCUGACAGAGGGCGAGGGCGAGGGCGAGGAGGAGAAGGAGCCGGAGAACCUGGGCAAGCUGCAGUUCUCCCUGGACUACGACUUCCAGGCCAACCAGCUCACCGUGGGUGUCCUGCAGGCUGCAGAACUGCCCGCCCUGGACAUGGGCGGCACCUCGGACCCUUAUGUCAAGGUCUUCCUCCUUCCAGACAAGAAGAAGAAAUAUGAGACCAAAGUCCAUCGGAAGACGCUGAACCCUGCCUUCAACGAGACCUUCACCUUCAAGGUGCCAUAUCAGGAGCUGGGGGGCAAGACCCUGGUGAUGGCCAUCUACGACUUUGACCGCUUCUCCAAGCACGACAUCAUCGGCGAGGUGAAGGUGCCCAUGAACACGGUGGACCUGGGGCAGCCCAUCGAGGAAUGGCGGGACCUGCAGGGCGGGGAGAAGGAGGAGCCGGAGAAGCUGGGGGACAUCUGCGCCUCGCUGCGCUACGUGCCCACCGCCGGGAAGCUCACCGUCUGCAUCCUGGAGGCAAAGAACCUGAAGAAGAUGGACGUGGGCGGCCUCUCAGACCCCUACGUGAAGAUUCACCUGAUGCAGAACGGCAAGAGGCUCAAGAAGAAGAAGACGACGGUGAAGAAGAAAACGCUGAACCCGUACUUCAACGAGUCCUUCAGCUUCGAGAUCCCCUUUGAGCAGAUUCAGAAGGUGCAGGUGGUGGUCACCGUGCUGGACUAUGACAAGCUGGGCAAGAACGAGGCCAUCGGGAAGAUCUUUGUGGGCAGCAACGCCACAGGCACGGAGCUGCGGCACUGGUCCGACAUGCUGGCCAACCCCCGCCGGCCCAUCGCGCAGUGGCACUCGCUCAAGCCCGAGGAGGAGGUGGACGCGCUGCUGGGCAAGAGCAAGUAG